GGCCGGGAAUCUAAAAUAUUAUUCUUAAGCUGGAAUUGCCUCCGCCAUUCUCCUUCCUUUCUCCUCCUUCUUCCCUUCUUCAAUCCAAAUCGUCUUUUCUUCUUCUCCCCUGAUACCCUUUCCCCGGCGAGACUAGAAAACAUCAUUCCACAAUGGCUUCUCCUCAGCAGAUCCGCACUCCCAUCACCGAUCUUUUCAAGAUCAAGCACCCCGUCCUGCUGGCCGGCAUGAACGUCGCUGCCGGCCCCAAGCUGGCGGCGGCCGUCACCAACGCCGGCGGUCUCGGUGUCAUCGGCGGCGUCGGCUACACGCCUGACAUGCUCAAGGAGCAGAUUGCCGAGCUCAAGAGCUACCUCAACGACAAGAACGCUCCCUUUGGCGUCGACCUGCUUCUCCCCCAGGUUGGUGGAAGCGCCCGUAAGACAAACUACGACUACACCAAGGGUAAGCUCGAUGGCCUCGUCGACAUCAUCAUCGAGUCCGGCGCCAAGCUGUUCGUCUGUGCCAUCGGCGUGCCGCCCAAGCCCAUCGUCGAGAAGCUGCACAAGGCCGGCAUCCUGUACAUGAACAUGAUUGGCCACGUCAAGCACGUCCAAAAGUGCCUCGACGUCGGCGCCGACAUCAUCUGCGCCCAGGGCGGUGAGGGCGGCGGCCACACCGGCGACACGCCGACGACGGUGCUGAUCCCCGCCGUCGUCGAGGCCGUCGGCAACGCAAAGUCGCCCCUGACAAAGGGCCCCGUCCAGGUCAUCGCCGCCGGCGGCAUCAGCAACGGCCAGACGCUCGCCGCGGCCCUCGUCAUGGGCGCCUCGGCCGUCUGGGUCGGCACCCGCUUCAUCCUGACCGACGAGGCCGGCGCCCCAAAGUCCCACAAGGACGCCGUCCGCACCGCCGGCCACGACGACAAUGUCCGCACAAUCAUCUUCACCGGCCGGCCCAUGCGCGUGCGCAACAACGCCUACAUCAACGACUGGGAGACCAACCGCCAGCAGGAGAUGAAGGAGCUCGCCGCAAAGGGCACCAUCCCCUACGAGGCCGAUCUCGACAAGGUCCUCAACGGCGGCGACAAGCCCUCCAUUGUCCAGACCGCCGAGGAGGCCAACAACGACGAGGACGAGGAUCCUCUGGAGCAGUUCCGCCCCUUCCUGAUGGGCAAGGCUGCCGCCGUUGUCAACGUCCAGAAGCCCGCCAAGGAUGUUGUUGAUGAGCUCGUCAACGAUGCUGUUGCCCAGCUCAAGAAGGGCAGCCAGCUCAUCAUCGGUGCUCAGUCCAAGCUGUAAAAAAAAUUAAAUAUACAUCAAGACCAUCUUUUCCUUGUGUAUUGCUGGGUUUGUUUUGAAUGAAGCCUGUUGGUAUUGCAUUUUUCUCUUAUUGUUUCAUGCCACGUCAUGUCAUGUAGACUAUACAGGUAGCAUAUCAAGUUUUGAUAAUUACAUGCAUACUAUGUAACAAAUACAAUAAAAAUCAAAAUUAAAAAAUAUUUUAAAGAG
Molecule: messenger RNA, 1490 nt
Organism: Trichoderma atroviride IMI 206040
Lineage: Eukaryota; Fungi; Ascomycota; Sordariomycetes; Hypocreales; Hypocreaceae
Molecular function (GO): nitronate monooxygenase activity
Source: RefSeq, a predicted model, not a curated record